ACACCUCUGGUGUUGACUCACAAAUAAAAAAACACUUGAACAACAACCUCCCCCCCAAAUUCCGUUUAACGAUCUCACUCAAAACCACUCUCAUUUCUCACACACAUUCGCAUUCAACAACCUGCUGAAUUCAGUCAACAAUCUGAUGGCGGAUGGCGAUAAUCCAUCGCAGUACGUAAAAUUGAACAAAAAUCAAGCGGAGGUUGAAAUCAAUCCCGGAGAACUCAAUCAGCCGAUCGAAGUUCCUCAGCUGAAUGUUCGCAAGUGCAAUGAAUGUGGGCAGCCUUUACCUGAGAGCUUUGAGCCACCUGCUGUUGAGCCUUGGACAACUGGCAUAUUUGGCUGUACUGAAGAUACCGAAAGCUGCUGGACAGGAUUUUUUUGUCCAUGUGUUCUGUUUGGGAGAAAUUAUGAAAGCUUGAGAGAUGAUUACGCAUCUGCAACAACUCCAUGUGUUCUUCACGCAAUUUUCAUUGAGGGUGGAUUGGCUGUCGCUGCAAUAACCGCAGCAUUGCAUGGCGUUAUUGACCCCGGUACAUCAUUUCUCGUUUGUGAAGGAGCCUUGUUUGGUUGGUGGAUGUGCGGUAUCUACACCGGUGCUGUUCGACAAAUGUUACAGAAGAAAUACCAUCUCAAGAACUUACCGUGUGACCCGUGUUUGGUGCACUGUUGUCUGCACCCGUGUGCUUUGUGUCAAGAACACAGGGAAAUGAAGGGACGGCUUUCCGACAACUUUGUGAUGCCGAUGACCCUCGUCAACGCUCCACCCGUUCAACAAAUGAACUCAACCCAAGACUCGUCUUCUGCAAAUACCCAUCAACAUCGUACCAGUUUAGAGAUGUCACCACUAUGACAACGUUAUCUGCUGUUACGUUAUAUAGGACAUUCAUUUCGAAACACCAAUAUUAUGUUGAGAAUCGCAGAACCGUAUAAGCACAUGUAUAUAGUGCUUCAAGAAAGGUUAAAAUUGAAAAACAAUGAUGUACUUCUUUCCCCACUUUCUUUGAUUUUAUCUACUCUCUCCUAACCUCUUUUUA
Helianthus annuus (common sunflower) is the source of this 1037-nucleotide messenger RNA. RefSeq names its product cell number regulator 6. The coding region runs from base 146 to 853 and encodes 235 amino acids. The record is from RefSeq and is a predicted model, not a curated record. Lineage: Eukaryota; Viridiplantae; Streptophyta; Magnoliopsida; Asterales; Asteraceae. The transcript has 5 exons.